AUGACAUCGGGUUAUCGUGGAGAUCUCCGUCAGGGCGAAACGGACUUACGAGAAUUCAUCGAUUAUGUUGAAAAACAAAGAAAGAAUAGACACCCUCAUACAACGAAGAUCCCAGAGCACGACGAGACCCAUAGCGAAUUAGAUAUUCUUGACUCUCUCGAAUUAUCGGAUCCAUGUCAGAUUUUGCAAUCAAAAGAUCUCCUUCUGGGUAAAAACGAUGAUUCAUUGCACAAACUCUCUACAUUGAUAGAGACCAGAAUUACAGAAGGACAUGGCGAGUUCGUAUUUGACAUUGGCUUGAAAGACAAUGGCGAUUCAAUGAACCUAGAAAAAGAUGAAUGGGAAAUAGCAGUGAAAAACUUGACAGAAGCAGCGAAAAAAUCUGGUGCAACUUGUAAAAUUCUCUUAACAAAGAAUGUUGGUGGCGAGCAAAAUGGUGAUAGUAUCACGCUUAGUAAAGAGAAGGGAUGCAAUGGAAAGAUACUUGUGCGCAAACAGCCAUCAAGCAUGGCGGAUGUGAUGGAAGUGCGGAUCGCCGUGGUGGGAAAUGUCGACGCUGGGAAAAGUACCAUGUUGGGCGUCUUGGCUAAGGGUUGCUUAGAUGAUGGCCGAGGAAAAGCUCGAGUUAAUCUAUUUAGGCACAAGCACGAAAUCGAGAGUGGCAGAACGAGCUCUGUAUGUAUGGCGGUAUUAGGAUACGACGUCAUGGGACAGGUCAUUGCGGCUGAUCCACUGGGAUCAAAACAAUCAUGGCAAGAGAUUGGGAAACGGGCAGCUAAAGUCAUAAGCUUCACUGAUUUAGCCGGUCAUGAGCGAUAUCUACGAACGACCGUAUUUGGCCUGCUCUCUUGCAGCCCCGACUUUGGUCUCCUAAUUGUAGCUGCCAAUAAUGGCCUCGUUGGAAUGAGCAAAGAACAUUUAGGUAUCACUUUGGCGUUGAACGUGCCAGUCAUGGUAAUAAUCACUAAAAUUGACAUUUGUCCACCUAAAAUCUUGGAGCAAACGAUCCAGCAAAUUACGCGGAUUUUAAAGAGUCCUGGAGCUCGAAAAGUUCCAAUUUUUAUAAAGAGCAUAGAGGAUUGUGUCAACACUUCAGUUCAAUUUGUCACACAGAGGAUUUGUCCGAUAUUUCAGGUUUCCAAUGUCACUGGAGAAUCCCUUGAUCUUGUUCGAGAAUUCCUAAAUCUCUUACCAAACCAUGGUCAGUACGAUGCCCAGGCAUCCUUCGAAUUUCACGUAAACGAUACGUUCUCGGUUCCAUUUGUCGGCACAGUUGUGUCCGGGGUGGUUAAGAGCGGUGUCAUACACACUGGAGACUCGGUUUUCCUAGGCCCUGAUGCUGCGGGACAGUUUAUGACAACAAAGAUUAAGUCUAUUGAGCGUAAGCGAAUUCCUGUUCCUCUAGCGUUAGCUGGCCAAUCCGUGUCCUUUGCAUUGAAAAAAUUACGGCGAAAGGAUGUACGCCGAGGUAUGGUAGUAGUGCCAAAAACAGAGGAAGCCCCACCAACCGCAGUUCGUGAGUUUAUCGCCGAAGUGCUUAUACUCUCUCACUCCACGACGAUUAAACCCAAGUACCAAGCAAUGUUGCACGUCGGCUCGCUUUGUCAGACUUGCGUAAUCAUUGAUCUUGACCGUUCGUAUAUCCGGACAGGGGAUCGGGCAUUAGUGGCCUUUAGAUUCCUUCAACGACCUGAGUAUAUUGUUCCCGGAGAUCGAUUAAUAUUUAGGGAAGGUCGUACUAAGGGGUUGGGUAUUAUCAAAAGUGUGGGAUAUGACGUUGACAAGCCACUGGGUGGACUAAGACAGGAGGCUGAUGAAGAGAGAGAGGGCGGAUCAGACAAAGCAGAUAAAUAA
Messenger RNA from Blumeria graminis f. sp. triticale, 1854 nucleotides. The record is from the annotation of a GenBank genome assembly. NCBI's taxonomy places the organism in Eukaryota, Fungi, Ascomycota, Leotiomycetes, Helotiales, Erysiphaceae.